Mucor mucedo is the source of this 1283-nucleotide messenger RNA. RefSeq lists its product as uncharacterized. The coding region runs from base 53 to 1108 and encodes 351 amino acids. The record is from RefSeq and is a predicted model, not a curated record. The transcript is spliced from 5 exons. NCBI's taxonomy places the organism in Eukaryota, Fungi, Mucoromycota, Mucoromycetes, Mucorales, Mucoraceae. Gene Ontology annotation, molecular function: poly(A) binding; poly(U) RNA binding; mRNA 3'-UTR binding. Gene Ontology annotation, cellular component: nucleus; cytosol; ribonucleoprotein complex.
AAAAACUUUCGUAAAAACCUUUUUUUUUUUAAAAAAAAUACAUAACUUGAAAAUGACAGACUGUACAUCACUCAUCAUCCAUAAUUUGGACAAGAACAUCACAGAAGAAAUUCUGAGCAAUGUAUUUGCUUUGAUCUCUCCUAUAGCGAGUGUCAAGAUAACAAGUGAUAACAGAAAUAAUGGUUUAAAUUGUGCCGUUAUAGAAUUCCAUGAAUAUCAAGCUGCUGAACAAGCAUUACAUGCUAUGGAUAAGCGUGUAAUAUAUAAUCAGGAAAUUGCUGUAAACUGGAAUAAUGAACAUAAAGACGAUGAUAUCAUUCAGGAAGCUCCAUCACAGGUUAUUGUUUCUGAUUUGGACCCCAAAGUAGAUGACGAAAUUUUGAGGAAUACUUUCAAACAAUUCCACAUUGCUGACGCACGUGUGAUAAAUGGCCAAGGAAUCGUAACUUUUGAUCAAAAAUCGCACGCUGAAGAAGCUAUUCGUCAAAUGGACUCUCAGCCCAUCUUAUCAUCAAAUGUACAUUGUUAUAUGGCACCUGACAACAGUGAUGCUGUAUCUACCAAUAGUUCAAGACGCUCAUCGUCCGACAGUGAUCAUGUUGUCCUCUCUAAUAUGUCCUAUGAGGAGAUUUUUGCACAAACACCACUUUACAAUACAUCUGUAUAUAUUUCAAACUUACCAAAACAAGUUAUCAAGCAAGAUAUAAUACCACAUUUACAGCAAUAUGGGUUUGUAUCGGACAUUUAUGUUAAAGGAUCUAAAGCAACUGUCAAACUGGAUACGCACGCAAAUGCAGCUACUGCUAUAUUCGCUUUACAAGGGGUCAAUAUUGCUGGAAAUAAUGUUCGUCUAGGUUGGGUCAAGGAUAGAGCUCCCCAACGUGUUGAUAGCCAAGAUAAUAUGCAAAGAUCAUAUAACGUUUUCUCACCUGGCUACAUUACUCCCAGUAAAUACGUAAAUCUCAUUACAAACACAUAUGACAAUCACACAACAAUGAGACCUCCUGCACCUACUUCAGAUCCUAUGGGUGGUGAGCCUGGAGGUGGACUUCAUGGCUGGAACCAAUACUAUCAGCAAUAUUAUAGUGCUGGUCAUUUAACCAUUUAAUUUCCCAUUGCAUUUGUAAUAAAAGUAAAUAAACAAAAACUAUACCCAACGGAACUUAUAGACGAUUCUUUGACUUCCAUCAGUAACACGAACCGUGAGAAAACUAUCAGAAAAUAUGCAAUGGGACUUGACAAAAACUUUUGUUUUGAACGCACCCCCCAAUUUGCAUACAGCC